CGGGCCGAGCAGCCACCGCGGCCGGAGCUGUCCCCUAGCCAGACCCGGCGAGACUCGAGCGGCGGGAGGGAGGCGGUGGCGCGCUCGGCCCCGCCCGCCCGAGCGUCGGACGCGGCCCGGCGCCGAGCCAUGGAGCCUGAGCCAGUGGAGGACUGUGUGCAGAGCACACUCGCUGCCUUAUACCCGCCCUUUGAAGCCACAGCCCCCACCCUGUUGGGCCAGGUGUUCCAGGUGGUGGAGAGGACUUAUCGGGAGGAUGCGCUGAGGUACACGCUGGACUUCCUGGUACCAGCCAAGCACCUGCUUGCCAAGGUCCAGCAGGAAGCCUGUGCCCAGUACAGUGGAUUCCUGUUCUUCCACGAGGGCUGGCCCCUCUGUCUGCACGAGCAGGUGGUGGUGCAGCUAGCAGCCCUGCCCUGGCAGCUGCUGCGCCCAGGAGACUUCUACCUACAGGUGGUGCCCUCAGCAGCCCAGUCACCUCGCCUGGCACUCAAAUGUCUGGCCCCAGGGGGUGGGCGGGUGCAGGAGCUGCCUGUGCCCAGUGAGGCCUGUGCCUACCUAUUCACACCUGAGUGGCUACAAGGCAUCAACAAGGACCGGCCAACAGGUCGUCUCAGCACCUGCCUACUGUCUGCACCCUCUGGGAUUCAGCGGCUGCCCUGGGCUGAGCUCAUCUGCCCACGAUUUGUGCAGAAAGGGGGCCUCAUGGUUGGACAUCGGCCAGGCACACUGCCCCCAGGACUGCCAUCUGGACCCCCAGGGCUUCCCAGCCCUCCACUCUCUGAGGAGGUGCUAGGCACCCGGAGUCCUGGGGAUGGGCACAAUGCUCCUGCAGAAGGACCAGAGGGUGAGUACGUGGAGCUACUGGAGGUGACACUGCCUGCAAGGGGGAGCCCUACAGAUGCUGAGGGCUCUUCAGGUCCCUCCAGGACCAGGACAGUACCUACCCGCAAGAGUGCUGGAGGCAAGGGUCGGCACCGGAGACAUCGGGCGUGGAUGCACCAGAAGGGCCUGGGACCUCGGGACCAGGAUGGGGCACGCCCGCCUGGCGAGGGGAGCAGCACUGGGUCUCCCCCAGGAGCUCAGGCUGUCCCGGAGGCAGCAGUACUGGAAGGGUCCGAGCCUCCAGCAGAGGCCCUGGGGGAAGCCUCUGAAUCUUGCCCCCUUCAGCCAGGGGAGGCUGGGGGAGGAGCAGGCCAGGUGGCUGAAGGACCACCUGGUACUCCUCGGAGAACAGGCAAAGGAAACAGGAGAAAGAAACGAGCUGCAGGCAGAGGGGCUCUUAUCCGAGGAGGAGACAGUGCCCCAUUCAGCCCUGAGGACAAGGAAGAGACUAGACACCAGGAAGCCCUUGUCAAUCUGCCCUCACCAAAUAAACAUGAGCUUCCAGAAGGCAGCCUGGUUAAGGAGAAUGAAAGCUCUGAAAAGCCAGAAUCUGAGCCAAAACAGGAGCUCAUACUAUCUGAAGAAAAAGAGCCUGGAUCCCUAGAAGCCUGUGGGCCUUCAGAAGAGGGGGCCAGAGAGAGAGAACCCCAAGAGGGUUCACGCCUGGCGUGUACAGCAGGAUCUGCAGGCCCAGAGGCACUCCUGUCUGACCCCCCAACACAGCCCCUGGAGACAGUGCAGGAAGUAAAAGGAGACAGCACCCCAGAAGAGGCCCCUCCAGCCUCCACCUCUGACAGCCCUGAUGUAGCUUGGGACUUGAUGGCAUCUGGAUUCUUCGUUCUGACUGGAGGGGUGGACCAGAGUGGACGAGCUCUGCUGACCAUUACCCCACCAUGCACUCCCGAGGAGCCCCCACCCUCCCAAGACACUCUGAAUGCUGCACUUCACUACCUCCACGCACUUCUCAGGCCUGAUCUACAGUUACUGGGGCUGUCUGUCCUGCUCGACCUUCGCAAGGCGCCCCCACUGCCUCCAGCACUCAUGCCCGUCCUGAGUCAACUUCAGGAUUCAGGAGACCCUCCCCUCAUUCAGCGGCUGCUGAUUCUCGUCCAUGGUGCCCCUCGUACUGAACUCUGUGGAUUUCAGGGUGCUGAGCUUCUGUCAGAGAAUGAUCUGAAAAGAGUUGCCAAGCCAGAGGAGCUACAGUGGAACUUGGGAGGUCACAGGGACCCCUCUCCCAGCCAUUGGGUAGAGAUACAUCAGGAAGUGGCCAGGCUAUGCAGCCUGUGCCGAGGUGUGCUAGGCUCUGUACGGCAAGCCAUUGAGGAGCUUGAGGGAGCAGCAGAGCCAGAAGGAGAGGAGGUGGGGGGAAUGCCGGAGCCCCUUCAGAAGGUGCUGGCAGACCCUCGGCUGACAGCACUACAGAGGGAUGGAGGAGCCAUCCUGAUGAGGCUGCGCUCCACCCACAGCAGCAAGUUGGAGGGCCCAGGCCCAGCCAUGCUAUACCAGGAGGUGGAUGAGGCCAUCCACCAGCUCGUACGCCUCUCCAACCUACACGUGCAGCAGCAGGAGCAGCGGCAACGCCUGCACCAACUCCAGCAGGUGUUGCAGUGGCUCUCAGGCCCAGGGGAGGAGCAGCUGGCCAGCUUCACUGUGCUUGGGGAAUCCCUGUCUACACUGCAGGAGACAGAGCUGCGAUUCCGGGCUUUCAGCACUGAAGUUCAGGAGCGCCUGGCCCAGGCCCGGGAGGCCUUGGCUCUGGAGGAGGACACUGUUUCCCAGAAGGCCGUGGAUGUCUUUGAACAGCGCCUGGAGCAGGUUGAGAGUGGCCUCCAUCGGGCCCUGCGGCUGCAACGCUUCUUCCAGCAGGCACAUGAGUGGGUGGAUGAGGGCUUCGCUCGGCUAGCAGUAGCUGGGCUGGGUCGUGAGGCCGUGCUGGCAGCCCUAGCCCUACGGCGAGCCCCAGAGCCCAGUGCCGGCACCUUCCAAGAGAUGCGGGCCCUGGCCCUGGACCUGGGCAGUCCAGCAGCCCUGCGAGAAUGGGGUCACUGCCGGGCUCGCUGCCAAGAGCUGGAAAGGAGGAUCCAGCAACAGCUGGGAGAGGAAGCCAGUCCUCGGGGCCACCGGCGACAACGGACAGACAGUGCCAGCAGUGCAGGGACCCAGUGGGGCUCUCACAGCCCCUCACCCAGCCUCAGCUCCCUGCUGCUCCCCACCAGCCCUGGGCCAUGGGCAGCCCCAUCCCAUUGUUCCCUAGCCCCAUGUGGGGAGGAUUACGAGGAUGAGGGCCCUGAACUUGCUCCAGAAGCAAAUGGCAGGCCCCCAAGGACUGUGCUGAUCCGAGGCCUGGAAGUCACCAGUACCGAGGUGGUAGACAGGACAUGCUCACCACGGGAACAUGUGCUGCUGGGCCGGGCUGGGGGGCCAGAUGGCCCCUGGGGAAUAGGCACCCCCCAGAUGGAACGCAAACGAAGCAUCAGUGCCCAGCAGCGUCUGGUGUCUGAACUGAUUGCCUGUGAACAAGAGUAUGUGACCAUUCUGAGUGAGCCGGCACCGCCACCCGGGCCUGAGCUGACUCCUGAGCUUAGGGGCACCUGGGCCGCUGCCCUGAGUGCCCGGGAGAGGCUUCGCAGCUUCCAUCGGACACACUUUCUGCGGGAGCUUCAGGGCUGCGCCACCCACCCCCUGCGCAUCGGGGCCUGCUUCCUUCGCCAUGGGGACCAGUUCAACCUCUAUGCCCAGUUCGUGAAGCACCGACACAAACUGGAGAAUGGUCUAGCUGUGCUCAGUCCCCCGGCCAAGGGCUCCAUGGAAGGUGGACCCUGCCUGCCCCGGGCUCUGCAGCAGCCACUGGAGCAGCUGGCUCAUUAUGGGAGGUUCUUGGAGGAGCUCCUGCGGGAAGCUGGGCCUGAGCUGAGUUCUGAGCGCCAGGCCCUUGCAGCUGCUAUACAGUUGCUCCGGGAACAAGAGGCCCGUGGCAGAGAUCUGCUAGCUGUGGAGGCAGUGCGAGGCUGUGAGAUAGAUCUGAAGGAGCAGGGACAGCUCUUGCAUCGGGAUCCUUUCACUGUCAUCUGUGGCCGGAAGAAGUGCCUUCGCCAUGUCUUUCUCUUUGAGCAUCUGCUCCUGUUCAGCAAGCUCAAGGGCUCCGAGGGGGGUUCAGAGACCUUUGUUUACAAGCAGGCUUUUAAGACUGCUGACAUGGGGCUGACUGAAAACAUCGGGGACAGUGGGCUGUGUUUUGAGCUGUGGUUUCGGCGGCGGCGUGCACGAGAGGCAUACACUCUGCAGGCAACCUCCCCAGAGAUCAAACUGAAGUGGACGAGUUCUAUUGCCCAGCUGCUGUGGAGACAGGCAGCCCACAACAAGGAGCUCCGAGUACAGCAGAUGGUCUCCAUGGGCAUUGGGAACAAACCCUUCCUGGACAUCAAAGCUCUCGGGGAGCGGACACUGAGUGCCCUGCUCACUGGAAGAGCCGCCCGCACCCGGGCCUCGGUGGCCGUGUCAUCCUUUGAGCAUGCCGGCCCCUCCCUUCCCGGUCUUUCACCGGGAGCCUGCUCCCUGCCUGCCCGCGUCGAGGAGGAGGCCUGGGAUCUGGACGUCAAGCAAAUUUCCCUGGCUCUCCUUGAGUUUCUAUGGAAACUGCCUCAGCUUCCUGUUGUAUCCUCCUGGUUCACCACGGCAAUCCUUAUAGUUUCCUGUCGCUUCUUCCCUGGUUGCUCUAAUGAUGCUGCUGACAAUUUCCUGCCUCUUGCCCCAGAAACACUUGACUCUUCUGGAGAUGUAUCCCCAGGACCAAGACACAGCCCCAGCGUGCAACCCCCCCACCCUGGGAGCAGCACUCCCACUCUGGCCAGUGGAGGGACCUUAGGGUUAUCCUGGCAGAGUCAUGCCCGAGCCCUGAGUGACCCCACGACGCCUCUGUGACCUAGAGAAGAUCCAGAACUUGGCUGCUGCCUCUCCUCUCAGCAUAUUUUAGGCUGGGAUGCCAGUGGGACAUAAUGGAGGACUAGGAGAACUCUGAAUUCCUUCCCUCCACUUCCUGGACACAGGAGGGCUAAGGACCAGAGCAUCCCCCAGCUACUGCUAUCUCUAGCUCUCCCCUGCUUGGUGCCUUCUGCUGCAGGAACACAGUGGCCACACUUGCUUGCCUUCAUACCCUGGAGACAGGGAAAUAUGCCUCUUCCAGUCCUUACCCAUCCUGCACCACUGCACAGCCCCAGGACAUGGCUCUGCUGGCAGCCUGUUUCACCUUUCCCAUCCCCUGGCUCUCCCAGAGAAGACUCACCUUUGCCAGGUCAAGUGGAGUUCCUGGUGACCCCAUUGUGGGGUGUCAUGGAAAAUGGGAGUUAUGCAAACCGUAAAAGGAGAGUAGGGUGGGAACUGCAAACUUUAUUUAUGUAAUUACUAUUAUUAUACUAUUGUUAUAUUAAACGUAUUUACUCACACUUUGCCUCCUUGGAGCCACUGCUCUGGAUUACAGCGUCUCAAUUAACUUAAGCAAUUCCCCUCAACCAGUAACUAGAACACAGAAAGUAAGUCAAGGCUGGAAGGUAGCCAUCUACCUGUUACUGGCCUAAAGCUGACUGU
Castor canadensis (American beaver) is the source of this 5472-nucleotide messenger RNA. NCBI's taxonomy places the organism in Eukaryota, Metazoa, Chordata, Mammalia, Rodentia, Castoridae. The record is from RefSeq and is a predicted model, not a curated record.